CUCACUUCAGUCCCGACCCCAGCUCCGCUCCGCGGCCGCACAAAGCCUCCUCUCUCCCCGGCUGUAAUAUCUGUGAACGCCCGCCGGUCAAACCCAGCGCCCGGGAGAAGAGACGGUCGUUAUCGCGGCGACCCCCCUCCCGCCAUUUAAAGCUUUUUAUUCGGGGCUCACAAAGGAUUAGCGGCCGUGCGGGAAUUCCGCCCUCACGGAGCUCAGCGGCCAGACCCCGCCUCUCCUUCAUUUGUCAACAAAGGGGUUUGACAAGCCCGGAGAAGCCCUGCCUCCAUGUUCCCAUAAAAGGAUGAUUUGGCCAUACACGGCCGACAACCGAGCCGUGGGCAGCCGCUUUCCCUUCCACAUCCACGUUCAUAUGCUGCGUUGACUUCCUCCGUCGCCGUUAAAGCGGAGCUAUCAUGGCGGAGCGCGCACAGCAGCCCCCGGCCAAGCGGCUCUGCUGUCGACCGGGAUACGGCGCAACAUGUAGGCAAGGCCAGCGGGCCGCGUGGGCGCCGUGCUGCGGCUCCGCAGCCGCUCAGGGCGACUCGAGCAAAACCCAGAACCCGGAGACUCUGCUGGACAUCGCGGCGCGGAGAGUCGCGGAGAAGUGGCCGUUCCAGCGGGUCGAGGAGCGCUUCGAGAGGAUCCCGGAGCCCGUCCAGCGGCGGAUCGUGUACUGGUCCUUCCCGAGGAGCGAACGGGAGAUCUGUAUGUACUCGUCGUUCAGCACGGGCGGGGAGGAGACCGGGAGUAGCGGGGAGAGCGGCGACGACACGCGGCUGCCGUUCCGACGGGGCAUCGGUCUGCUGGAGAGCGGCUGCGUGGACAACGUACUGCAAGUCGGGUUUCACCUCAGCGGCACAGUAAGGGAACCUGCCACGGCCUCGGAGCCCGAGCUGGUCUGCAACGUGAGCGUCAGCUUCGACCGCUGCAAAAUCACAGCAGUAACAUGCAGCUGCGGCAACAAGGACAUCUUCUACUGCGCCCACGUCGUGGCACUCUCGCUGUAUCGAGUACGAAAGCCAGAGCAGGUCAAACUGCGCCUGCCCAUCUCAGAGACGCUUUUCCAAAUGAACAGAGAUCAGCUGCAGAAGUUUGUUCAGUACCUGAUCACAGUGCAUCACACGGAGGUGCUGCCGACGGCACAGAAGCUGGCAGAUGAAAUACUGUCGCAGAACUCAGAGAUCAACCAGGUUCACGGAGCUCCAGAUCCGACGGCAGGGGCCAGUGUGGACGAUGAGAACUGCUGGCAUCUGGACGAGGAGCAGGUUCAGGAGCAGGUGAAGCUCUUUCUCUCCCAGGGCGGGUACCAUGGCUCGGGAAAGCAGCUCAACUUACUGUUCAGCAAGGUGAGAGAGAUGCUGAAGAUGAGGGACUCCAAUGGCGCCCGCAUGUUAACGCUGAUCACAGAGCAGUUCAUGGGCGACCCCAGACUGGUGCUGUGGAGGCAACAGGGGACCACCAUGACUGACAAGUACAGGCAGCUGUGGGAUGAACUAGGGGCUCUGUGGAUGUGCAUUGUGUUGAACCCCCACUGUAAACCCGAGCAGAAGGGAUUCUGGCUUCGACAGCUUCGCAGGUGGAACAGUGUGGACGUCUGUCCCUUGGAGGAUGGUAACCAUGGCAGCGAGCUGACCAAUCUGACCAACGCUCUGCCCCAGGGCCUUCUCGGCAACCCAGACUCACUGACUCGGCCUCACCGGACCGUGUUCACGCGGGCGAUUGAGGCCUGCGACCUGCACUGGCAGGACCCCCACCUGCAGCACAUCAUCACGGAGGACCACUACACCAACUACUGUUACCAUGACAACAUUGACAGCUCCCUCUUCGAUGCCCGAGGGUGGCCCCUGUGGCACGAGCAUGUACCCACCGCCUGCGCCCGAGUCGACGCCCUGAGAUCACAUGGUUACCCCAAGGAAGCACUCAGACUGGCCAUCGCCAUAGUCAACACACUGAGGAGGCAACAGCAGAAACAGCUGGAGUUCUUCCGCACUCAUAAAAAAGAGCUGCUUCAUAAAGGCAUGACAUCAGUUACCAACCUGGAGGGCUGGGUGGGCCACCCUCUGGACCCCAUCGGCACACUGUUCAGCACACUGAUGGAGACGAGGCAGGGAAGUGAAGAUAGAGUCCUGUUCGACUUCUCAGCAGGCUCAUAUGGUCCAGGGAGGAUGACGGAGCAUUUCGCUUUCCCGGCGCAGCGUUUCCUGGAAGACGGAGAGUCGUUUGUGUCGCUGGCUGUGGAGACGGCGCUGAUCGGGUUGGGGCAGCAGAGGGUGAUGCCGGACGGCCUCUACGCCCAGGAGAAAGUGUGUCGCAACGAGGAGCAGCUAUUGGCCAAGCUCCAUGAAGUCAAUUUGGACGACUCGUUGGUGAAAAUCUUUCAGAAGCAAGCCGUUUUCCUGCUAGAGGCUGGUCCUUACACUGGUCUGGGAGAACUACUCUACAGAGAGAGCGUGCCCAUGCACACCUUUGCCAAGUAUCUCUUCACCUCGCUGCUACCUCAUGAAGCCGAACUGGCGUACAAAAUUGCACUGAGGGCCAUGAGAUUGCCAGUCCUGGAGUCCACGGCCCCCUCUGGCGACAUGUCCCGGCCUCACCAUAUAGUGUCGGUGGUGCCCAACCGCUACCCUCGCUGGUUCACGCUCAGCCACAUAGAGACCCAACAGUGUGAACUGGCCUCUACCAUGCUCACUGCUGCUAAAGGUGAUGCUCGUAAGCUACAAACAGUGUUAGAGUCCAUCCAGAAGAACAUCCACUCCUCAUCCCACAUCUUCAAACUGGCCCAGGAUGCCUUCAAAAUCGCCACCCUCAUGGACAGCCUGCCGGACCUCACGCUGCUCAAAGUCUCCCUGGAGCUGGGCCUUCAGGUGAUGAGAAUGACCCUGUCCACCCUGAACUGGCGGAGGAGGGAAAUGGUGCGGUGGCUCGUCACUUGUGCUACUGAAGUCGGUGUGUUUGCACUGGACAGCAUCAUGCAGAGCUGGUUCACCCUCUUCACCCCCACCGAAGCCACCAGUGUUGUGGCUAGCACAGUCAUGUCCAACAGCACCAUCGUCCGCCUGCAUUUGGACUGCCAUCAACAGGAGAACCUGGCCAACUCUGCUCGCACCCUGGCCCUGCAGUGUGCCAUGAAGGACCCCCAAAACUGUGCCCUGUCUGCCCUGACGCUUUGUGAGAAGGACCACAUUGCCUUUGAGACAGCCUACCAGAUUGUACUGGACGCAGCUGCUACAGGAAUGAACUACACACAGCUGUUUACAAUAGCACGCUACAUGGAGCACCGUGGUUAUCCUAUGAGAGCGUACAAACUAGCAACAUUAGCCAUGACUCACCUGAACCUCAGCUACAACCAAGACACACACCCGGCCAUCAACGAUGUGCUGUGGGCAUGUGCGCUCAGUCAUUCGCUGGGAAAAAACGAACUGGCAGCCGUCAUCCCCCUGGUGGUGAAGAGUGUGAAAUGCGCCACCGUCUUGUCGGACAUUUUGCGGCGGUGCACAUUAACGACGCCAGGCAUGGUGGCACUGCACAGUCGCAGGAACUCUGGGAAGCUGAUGUCUCUGGACAAGGCUCCACUCAGGCAGCUACUGGACGCCACUAUUGGGGCCUACAUCAACACGACGCACUCUCGGCUGACGCACAUCAGCCCACGCCACUACAGCGAGUUCAUAGAGUUCCUCAGUAAAGCCAGAGAGACUUUUCUCAUGGCACAAGACGGACACAUCCAGUUCACCCAGUUUAUAGACAACCUGAAACAGAUAUACAAGGGCAAGAAGAAACUCAUGAUGCUUGUUCGAGAAAGAUUUGGUUGAAAGUGGACCAAAAGACUAUUGCCCUUUUUUUUUUACUUGAGACUCGUUUUUUAUCCUUUCUAACUUGAAGUGAAAAUCCACUUAAAACAACAUUCAUAUUCAUAUGAUUUGGGACUACUGGGUCUAAUGUGAUACUGAACUGAAGGGGUGUAAUUAUAUGCACAUACCAUAGAGAUGUAGGGCUAUUUAAAAAGCAGCAUCGGAAGAAAAAAAGUCUCCUGCACACUGAUUCCAAGCCACAAAAUGUGAAGAAGAAAAGCCAACGUUUCUAUCCCACUCUAAUCUCUGACGGGUCAAAAUGCUUAAAAAUACCACAUCCACAUACAUAUGAUUAUGUAACAGAAAUAAUAAGAAUCUCAAAGCAAGAAGAUAAAUCUCAACGAUAAAAUAUCAACAAUAUAUCAGAAAAUUAAUUAUAAGAAAAAAUGUAUAGGCUUGGGUGGCCUUUCCAGCAAAUUUGCAAGGGUUAAUGCUAUUAUUAUUAUUAACAUUAUCAUUAUCACCAUUAUUAUUAUUAUUAUUAUUGAAAGUAAAAAUAAAACAUAGAUUUUGAGAGCAGUAACCAGUGCUGAGUGGAUAUGUCUUGGUGGGAUUAAGUAUUACAUUUUGCACUAUAUCAUAUUAUAGCACUGUGGAUAAAGUUAAAUACACAGUAGUGAAAAAUGACUAGAAAACCAAUCCUUUCUACCUCUACCUCUCAAUAAUUCCCCUGUUGGUCGUAGCAAAUUCCCUAUUGUACGAUAUUUAUUUUAACUUGAAAUUAUCUUUUCCAUCAACACACAAGACUGGAAUAAAAUUAGGCUAUAAAUAUAAAAACUUGUGAAUAAAUCUAUGUCAAGAGUUUUGACCUGACAAAUGUUCUGACUUUGAACGUUUUCUAAAUGUUGUGACUUGGAGUCACUGUGCAGUCUCUCUUCUAGCUAAUGUGAUAAUAACCACAGGUUCCCGAAGGCAGAUCCUUAGACUUUAUUCAAUUCAAGCCGCACCAAGUGUCAGCCUAAGCACAGACAGAUCCUGGGUUGACUUCCGUGCUGGAGGAAGGAUUGGACAGUCCAAGGUGAUAGGGUUGAGAUAUGAAAAAUGCUGCAGGGUGAAGUUUCUCUCUGAAAAUUGACACGUUUGAAAUUGAAGGAAAAAAAACUGAGCCCUGAAAGCAACAGCUGGUAUUGAUGUGUAUAAAACCAUUACGUCUGCAGAAGCAGAGAACUGUUUGUCCCUUUUUAUAUGUAUGAAAGUAAGAGAGGAAGAGUUUUACACUGAGUAUAUACUGUAUUGUCUAAUGGCAAAAAGUCCACCUUGCACUCCUCCUGUGUCCCUCUGUUAACAUUCACAGCCUCAAAGAGAAAACAAACGGCUUUAAACCAAAUGGAGCAACUCCAUCUGAAGUAUUGAGUACCUCUUUUUAAGGAUCCAGCUUUACCCCACCCCACCCACCCCCCAGUGCUCAGAAAAACUCCAAAUCCAUGAUCAGAAUUCAUUAAAUGGGUCGAUAUUUGUUCCUGCCAUCUUUAAGCUGAUUGUUUUUGCUUCGCUGUCUCAAAUGUUCAAUAUGCUUCGUUUACAGACUAUUUGUCACGGACACCACAACAAACUGUCACAGUGCUCGCUCUUGUGGAAACUUUGCAACUGUCAACAUACAUUCUCAGGGAUUUCUCUAAAAAAAAAAACCAAGACAAAAAAAGAGAACAAAAGCAUUUUAAUGUCCUGUAUAUAUGAAAGUAUAUGUCUGAAUAUUGAAAAAAAAUGUAUAUGUUAAGUAAUUUAUGACAGAAUAUUCUAUGUAAGGCACAAUACUUGAAGCUGCAGUACUUUUGGUUUUUGAAACAAGAAAAGAGAAACAUAUCAGAAGGACUUCAAAACGUUCGCCUUGCAUCGCAUCAGGGGCUGGUGGAGACAGUAGUACCCACAGAGUACAUGCUGGCAGGUCUGGCUCUGCAGACAUGUAAUGAACUGCAGAAACUGGCCACGUGAAGACAGGAGGUGGACAUGCAAAGAGUGAAUUCUCCUGAAUACAGAAAGUGUAUUGAGGAUGGGCGCACGUGAGAGAGGACUGUGGAGGUCGAGCAGCGACGACGUUCAGAUGCCAACUGCUGCGACCCUCCAGUGGACACGUCUCCUCCUGCAGCGAUCCGAUCACUAGACGAAAGCUGCUUUACGCCCCGGUGUCCAUGCCUCCUCUGCUCACAUCUGAACUUUGAGCGGGACAGGAAGUUGGGCAAAGCUUUAUUUCACGAGUCCUGUGUUUUACAGCUAAUAUCCUGUGAACUUUCCUCAUAACCUUCCUAAAGAUUUACUGUUGAUUACAAAUUUAUUUCAAAGAAAGGCACACACAAGUUGGGGUUCGCUUCAUUUGGGUCUGUGAAUUCCAAUUUAUUUCCAAAUAGUCUCCCAUGAAGUUUCCUGAAAUCAUGGUUAAAAUAGAGACUGAACAAUCAGCAAAAAUGAAGAAUAAAGUUUCCAAUAAUAAAUUAUAGAAUAAUAAAUAUUCGCUGAUCUAAUGAAAAUGAAUCUGGAAGUUUCCAGGAAUCUAGCUGUAAAAUACAGAAGCUGUAAAAUAAAACAUUGCCAUAUACCAUGGGUUUUGACUGUUCCACUUUUUUGUGCGUUUUCUUUUUAUUUCCCCUCUCGUUCAAGUGUUUUCAUUUCUCUCUAGAAUUCCUCACACAGGAACAGCCUUCUUUCUUGCCUUGUCUUAAUGCUUUAAAACAACCAAAUGGGAGUUCUAACUACCAAACCUUUUUCAUAGGCCAGCCGACGUUUGGUUACAACUUUUCUUAGUGUCUUUUCGUUUUUUAGCUGAACUGUAUUCUGUGCUUUAAAAGCUCAUGUCAUCCGUUUUUCAGUGUCGUCUCUUAGAGGUCUGUUGGUAGCUCCUUUUUGUUUAGAAGCGAAUAUUACUCCCUUUUAUUUAUUACGUUAGGUAAAUGAUUGUACAACCAUGUCGACAUGCUCAUGAAGUUGAAACUAAGAUUUGAUACACUGAUCGAUUUAUUUAUGUAACUAAAUCACUGUUUUAUAAACUUGUUAUUGAAUCAACAUUUUGUUUGGAUUAAAUUAGUUUUUUGACAGCA
This is a messenger RNA of Hippoglossus stenolepis (Pacific halibut), 6880 nucleotides long. It is a transcript of the gene zswim6, whose product is annotated as zinc finger, SWIM-type containing 6. Gene Ontology annotation, molecular function: zinc ion binding. The record is from RefSeq and is a predicted model, not a curated record. NCBI's taxonomy places the organism in Eukaryota, Metazoa, Chordata, Actinopteri, Pleuronectiformes, Pleuronectidae. The transcript has 14 exons. Bases 414 to 3809 code for a protein of 1131 amino acids. Gene Ontology annotation, cellular component: Cul2-RING ubiquitin ligase complex.